Prunus armeniaca (apricot) is the source of this 372-nucleotide messenger RNA. NCBI's taxonomy places the organism in Eukaryota, Viridiplantae, Streptophyta, Magnoliopsida, Rosales, Rosaceae. The record is from the annotation of a GenBank genome assembly.
AUGGAGUGGAGUAGUGGUGGUGGUGGUGGUGGGGAUGGCCAUUGUGGAGGUGGUGGUGGUGGUGGUAGUGGUAGCAUGGUGAUGAUUGUGGUGUUGGUUGUGGAGGUGGUAGUGGAUGUGGAGGUUUUGGAGGAGGAGGUGGUGGUGGUGGUGGUGGAGGAGAAGGAGGAGGUGGUGAAGGUGGUGGAGGAGGUGGUGGUUGUGGUGGUAGUGGCGGAGGAUGAGGAGGAGAAGGAUGUGGUGGUGGUGGUGGCAGUGGUUGUGGAGGUAGUGAAUGUGGUGGUGCAAGUGGUGGAGUUGGAUGUGGAAGUGGAGGUGGUGUCAUUUUUUAAAAUGAAUUAUGGUAUUUUGGGAAUUAAAAAAAUUCAUUAA